Messenger RNA from Anoplopoma fimbria (sablefish), 2120 nucleotides. Its product is annotated as carbonic anhydrase 4-like. Gene Ontology annotation, cellular component: plasma membrane. The record is from RefSeq and is a predicted model, not a curated record. Bases 1 to 1734 code for a protein of 577 amino acids. Gene Ontology annotation, molecular function: carbonate dehydratase activity; zinc ion binding. NCBI's taxonomy places the organism in Eukaryota, Metazoa, Chordata, Actinopteri, Perciformes, Anoplopomatidae. The transcript has 16 exons.
AUGCAUCUUUCCUCCCUUCUGCUGUGCUGUGCUCUGAGUUUGGGGGCAUUGGUAAAAUGUGCUGCAGGAAGUGAAUGGUGCUAUAAUGGCUGUGAGUACACCCCGAGUCACUGGGCAGACAUCCCUGGUGUUUUCUGUGGAGAAAAUAGGCAGUCGCCUAUUGAUAUAGUCACCGCCAACGUUCAGACUGACCCUCAGCUGCUUAACUUUAACUUUCUCAACUUCUCCUCCCAACACGUCUUCAAGUCCAUUAAAAACAACGGUCAUACAGUGAAAUGCAUAUUGGAGGACAAUGAAGUUGAAGUGAGUGGAGGUGGACUUGAUGGAACAUAUUCUAUAAUUCAGUUUCACUUUCACUGGGGCAUCACAGAACUUCAUCCAGGUUCAGAACACAUGAUUGAUGGGCACAGAUAUCCCAUGGAGAUGCACAUAGUCAGUCUGAAGAAAGGCCUCUCUGAGCAGAACGCCACGGAUGAUUCAGAGGGAAUUGCUGUUCUUGGGUUUUUCAUAAAUGCAACAGACGAUGGAGAUAUGUCGGGACCAUGGAACGAGUUCAUUUCUUCCCUGCCACAGAAAGACAAAGAGGUUGAUAUCAACGCUACCAUUUCUAUCGAUGACCUGAUUGGAAAUGUAAAUCUCACAAAGUUCUAUCGGUACAAGGGCUCCCUGACCACUCCUAGCUGCAAUGAAACCGUUGUGUGGACAGUCUUUCAAGAGCCAAUAAACAUCCACAAACAGCUGGUUCAGAUGUUUCCCAUCAUGGCAGGAUUCAUCAAUGUGUAUCGGCCUACACAACCUCUUAAUGGACGUGACGUGUUUGCUUCCCCUGGAACUCCUUUACCACCCAGUCAUUCAUGGUGCUAUGAGGAUGAACCCUGUGAGUACAAGCCGUCUCAUUGGCACUUACUGCCUCACUCAGAGUGUGGCGGCAAGAGCCAGUCACCCAUCAACAUUGAGACGCGUGAAACUGUGUCGGACGAGCACCUCGAUGCCUUCACUUAUACAAAGUUUGACGACAAACAUGCCAUCAUGCACAUCACUAACACAGGCCACUCAGUGAAGUGUGUGCUGAAAGAGGACACGGUGGAGGUCUCAGGCGGAGGUUUGGGUUAUGUCUACUCCACCCUUCAGUUCCACUUCCAUUGGGGCUCAGAGAACUCUGAUGGCUCAGAGCACAAAGUGGAUUCAAAGAGAUACCCAAUGGAGAUGCAUAUAGUGAACAAGAGGAAGGAUUUAACUCUGGAAAAGGCACUAGAGACCCCCAAUGGUCUGGCAGUGUUGGGAUUCCUUAUUGAGGCCAAGGAUGCCCACAACAGCAAUUCAGAACGUGAGACACAUCCCACAUCCGAUAUAGAUCCCUGGAAAAAACUGACCAGCUAUAUUUCAGCUAUUCGAAACAUCAGCUCAGAAGUACACGUCACAGAUGGGAUCUCCAUUGAUGACUUGCUUGGCAGCGUUAACCGAGUUGAAUACUACCGCUAUAACGGCUCCUUAACCACCCCUUCAUGUAAUGAAGCGGUGGUAUGGACAGUCUUUAAAGAGUCUGUCAAGGUGGACGAAAACCUGAUGAUGAUGUUCCCGACUCUUGCAGGAUAUCACAAUGUGUAUCGGCCUACUCAGUCUCUUCAUAACAGGAUAAUCUACACCACCACAUCCGCAUCCAGUGCCCCUGUUCCCACCAUACUGCUGCUGCUGGCAUGUCUCUGUGCCUUUUCAUACAACUUGCACUUGUGAGAUGAUUUGCUAAUCGCAACUAGCGAUUAGUAUAUUCCGCUAAUUAUUGGUCUUGCACUGUUCAUUGUCAUCCAAAUAUUUGUGAGAGAAAUACUUGGAAAGUGGUGUUUCAUUGGUAAUUUUCAUUUACAUACAUUUUCAGUGUGCAAUAAUAUAAUCAUAUAAUCAAGAUCACAUCUCUGGAUUUGUAUUAAAGUUGGGUAGGUACUACUUGAUUUUAUCGUAUAUCGGUUGGCUUUGUUUUAUCAAAACUUGUGGGAGAAUUUAAACCAUCAAUUAACUAUAUCUCAUGGUAAUUAAAUACUAUUGUCUUUAAUGCUAAACCAAUUAAUACAGUUGUUGACCACUGCAUGGAUGAUGCAAAAUAAAAAAAUGUAUUAAUCCAG